AAAUGAUCAUAAUAUCAUAAAAAAACAAAAAUGCUUCAAAAACAUCUCUGGAACCGUCAAUACGUAGUUUAGAUGUUAUAAAAACUAUCUCGAAGUUAAAAUUAGAUUGGUAUAUGCCAAAAAUUUGAUGCGAUAUUGAUCCGAAUUUGAUGGCUUACCGUAUACAAAAUGAUUUUUUGCGCCUGUGAAGCAAAUGUUUUAUUUAUAAAGAAGAUGUUGCGCCUGGAAAAACUUGCGAAUGACAAGGGGGUCAAAAUAUACCAGUGUAAGAAAAUGUGGUGUGCCAAAAGCUUGUUAAGGGAGAGCUUUAAAAGUGACAACCAAACACACAGAAGAAGGAAUCAACAAGAUCCCGAUAGUUCAGACUCUAUCAAUGACGCUUUCGAAGAUAUGGGUCGCGAUGCGUCCGCCAUCAUAGCAGACGUGCUCCUUCAAAUAACGAUGGUAAGGGUAUGUAGCCCCUUCAAAAUAACGGAAGGUGUGAACAAGUAUGUUCGAAUUGGAUAAAAAUUUAGCCUAUUUUCGUUAUUUUGAUCAAACUAAAGCACGUCUGUAUAAUAUAACCAUUUUCCAUGGAUAAUGGUUCUCAUCAAUAGACGGUUCUAUCUUUACAGACUAUUUAUUCUGUGUACCUUUCACUCAAACGAGGACAUUUUAGGAACACCACCGGUCAAAUAAUUAUCGACAUCAGAACUUAAGGCUGAGUGUUAAAAGUGUCAAAGAUAAGCUAAAGUAACAUCCAAGCAUUAUAAUGGUAUAUCUUAUUGCCAUGUAUACAACCACAAACCUAAAUAAAAAGGUUAAAGUUAUAUCAAACCCUCCUAUACACCACUGAAAUAUAAAUAAACAAUCCAAUAAAACGUGCUUUACUGCC
Mucor mucedo is the source of this 874-nucleotide messenger RNA. RefSeq lists its product as uncharacterized. The transcript has 7 exons. The record is from RefSeq and is a predicted model, not a curated record. Lineage: Eukaryota; Fungi; Mucoromycota; Mucoromycetes; Mucorales; Mucoraceae. Bases 169 to 507 code for a protein of 112 amino acids.